GGCCGCCUCUUCUUGCAUGCAUUCUCAUUCAUCCUUUGAGCGCCGGCAUAACUAACAGAUGCAGCAGAAUAACAUCAUCGAUCCGCCAUUACUUGCUACUUUAUUUUACUUUACACCGCGACUCUCUACGGGUUGCCCUUUAUUAGCCUGUCUGCUUUAUUCCGCUGGCCGGAAUCUCUUGGAAGGACAGAACUGCUAAGCUUCUUUAAUUUACAACAUUAUAUCCAUUUUCCAACUCGACAAACAACCCCCCUCCCCUUUAUCUUCCUACCACUCUACAUCUAACGAUACCGGGUUGGUCUCAAACACGGACGCAUAUUACGAGCAAUACCAACUACUCCUGCUUCUACUACUCCCAAUAUCAAAAUGGCAAAGUCCAACGUUGCUCUUAACCGUGCAGCUCUCAAUGAGUUCAUCUCUAUGCCUGUUUCAUGCGAGAUGAUAUCUUACCUGGCUAGACAAUCAUCUAUGGUUAUUAGAUGCGAGGAACGUGCUAUACGAGGACCAGUCACCCAGCAAGGCACUCUCACGCCGCCAGCGUCUCCCGAUCUCAAGGCAGCUGAAGAGCCUCAUCUUCCUCCCCUGCCACCAUUGGAGUCGUUCAUCUUCUCUCUUGUUACCCGUUCUCAUGUCGAGGUCCCUACUCUCAUGACAUCUCUUGUCUUCCUGGCACGUCUCAAGAACAAGCUACCGCCAGUCGCCAAGGGCAUGCGAUGCACUUCCCAUCGUAUCUUCCUCGCUGCUCUCAUUCUGGCUGCCAAAAACCUCAACGACUCGAGCCCAAAGAACAAGCACUGGUCUAGAUACACCCUUGUCAAAGGUUAUGAGGGCUUCGGUUUCUCCUUGCCAGAAGUCAACCUGAUGGAACGCCAACUUCUCUAUCUGCUCGACUGGGACACCCGUGUCAACGAGGAGGACCUCUUCAUCCACUUCGAACCCUUCCUUGCUCCCAUUCGCAGCCACAUCCAGGCUCAAUGUGACAUGGAGAUGGAGCGUGAGCGUGAGCGUGAGCGUGAACGAGAGCUUGCCGUCCGUGCAGCUCUAGCUCAGGCAUCCCGUGACCAAAGUCCUGCUCGUGGCCCUAGUGACUAUGGCAUGCAAGCUGGCAUCUACGAUUCUCCCCGUUCGAUCGCGGACAAUUCAAGUGACCGCAUUGCUCGUCAUAAACGUCGGCAAUCCCUGCAGCGAUCUGGUCGAUCUAUUUCCCCGCCUUCUGUCCUCGACCUGCCUGCUCUCGGUCACGCCGACUCCAACCACGGCUCCUCGUCCCGAUCUUCCAGUUUGACUCCCAGCUCCCGAGGAACGCCGGCCAGCAUCAACACUGCCUCAUCCUUUCAUGAGGUUGUUGUUGCCGACGGCAGCACGAGUCCUAGCUCUUCUCACUUGGCCUACAGCUAUGUCGACAUCCAGAUGAUGCGCCCCAAGCCCAAGAGUCAUGCGAUCAACUUCUCAACCGAGAUACAGCCACAGAAACGUGCAAAGACCGUUGGAUCAGCCACUGGAGGAAUCAUUUCUAGAUUCUUCGGCAAGGCCCGUCCCGUCGUCUAAGGCUUGAAAGAUUCCUUUUUGUUUCUUUUCCUUAAUUUUCCUUUGUCAAAUCAUACCAACCUCCUACCAUCAGUUUCCGACUCCUCAUUCAUACCUCUCAUUCCUACAUCAUCAACAAACUCCGAGCUGGACUCGUUAAACAUCCAGCUGCCCAUUACCAUGGCAUGAGCACAGAACACAGGCUCUAAUCUGGCUUUCCUAUCAUAUUUUCCUAACACUUUUUUUUCCUCUUGAUCUUCCCAGCUAAUGUACUCUGGCGACAUAUGCAUCUAAAAGGCGUUGAUUUUUGGGGUUUCAUGCAUUUUUCUCAUUCGUUUCGUCGUUUUUAUAGAGCAACACUCGCUUUCUAAUGCUCUUUGAUCGAACAUCCAUGGAUGUCUACAUGUUUAGCAUUACUACACUCUUUCCUUAGUACACUUCUUACAGAUUGAGUAGGUAAUCUGAUCUAGAUGAAGUGAUGAAGUUUCUGCUCCAGCUUGCCUUGUUUACGGAUGCACCUAGCCAAUCGAUUGCAUGGCACUAGUGCUAGUCGUCUUUUUUAGGAAG
Messenger RNA from Trichophyton rubrum CBS 118892, 2094 nucleotides. RefSeq lists its product as uncharacterized. The coding region runs from base 367 to 1548 and encodes 393 amino acids. Gene Ontology annotation, molecular function: cyclin-dependent protein serine/threonine kinase regulator activity; protein kinase binding. The record is from RefSeq and is a predicted model, not a curated record. Gene Ontology annotation, cellular component: nucleus; cyclin-dependent protein kinase holoenzyme complex. The transcript has a single exon. Lineage: Eukaryota; Fungi; Ascomycota; Eurotiomycetes; Onygenales; Arthrodermataceae. Gene Ontology annotation, biological process: regulation of cyclin-dependent protein serine/threonine kinase activity.